This is a messenger RNA of Vitis riparia (riverbank grape), 699 nucleotides long. Its product is annotated as putative UPF0481 protein At3g02645. The coding region runs from base 1 to 699 and encodes 232 amino acids. The record is from RefSeq and is a predicted model, not a curated record. The transcript is spliced from 2 exons. Lineage: Eukaryota; Viridiplantae; Streptophyta; Magnoliopsida; Vitales; Vitaceae.
AUGGAGAGGUAUAAGCUUGCAGCAGCGAAAAGAACUCAAAAGAAUCUCCAAAGAGUGAAGUUUGAAAGCCUUGUUGAUCAGUUGACCAAGCAUGAGCCAAGGAUUCGAGCUUGUUACCACAAGUUCUUGGAGUUCAAUGGUGAUACCUUAGCGUGGAUGAUGGCUAUUGAUGCCUCUUUCUUGCUUGAGUUCCUUCAAGUCUAUGCCAUCAAGGCGGGUCGGGUGCUGACCAGAGUUUCCUCCAGGAUGUCACACCUAGUUGAUUAUGCCGGGACCAAAUCAGCUCAUAAUGCGAUUCUUAGAGACAUGGUGAUGCUUGAGAAUCAAAUUCCAUUGUUUGUAUUGAGGAAGGUGCUAGAAUUCCAGUUCCCCACUCUAGAUCAAGCUGAUGAUAUGUUGUGUUCAAUGUUAGCCGGGUUUGGUGAAGAUCUUUGUCCAUUUGGGAUGAUGAAGGACUUGCCCCAGAUCCACGUUGAGGAGCAAGCCCACCUGCUGGAUUUUCUGUACCAUCUCAUCGUGCCAAGAUCAAAAGAACCAUCUGAAAUAAUUGAAGUAGAGAACGAAGAUGAAUCAAAGGAGGGCAAAGAAGUAUCUUUGGAGAUUCCAAUUAUAGGACCUUGGGAACAUGGAUGUGUAGCGAGAUGCGACUACAGUGUGAGCUGUGUCCUCAUAAUCUUCGAGGCCCCGCUCUUCCGAUAG